AUGGAGAUGGAUCCCAACCAUAACUAUGCUUUCCUCUACCAACUUCUUCCUCUUGUCAUCAUAAAAACCCUCUUGAUGUUGCCAAAAACCAGGUUCAAAAGGCUACUAAGCUCAAAAGGUGUAAACCACCUUGCAAACCAACAAGAUCUUAACAGACCUCACCUGUCGCAACCACAACCACAACCACAACCCACCACCAUGGUUUCUAAUGUUUUAGGGAUCCCCUCCUUUGAUCCAAUAGAUACUUUGCCCCUUAAUAAGACUUUUCGCAAGAAAAAGCAAUCCACCUGCAGCACAUUAUGCAAUGUUUACUACACCAUCAUCGAUGCUAGUAUUGAUAAAUGCAAGGCUACCAAAAAAUCAAUCUGUAGCAAUGACUUUGGGAAGGCCUCUAGCAAAAAUCAUGAGGAGACCUUUGAACAACAUGAUUCCAUCGUAAAGGGAAAGCGAAGGUUUAGUCUCCUCUCCACGAUACAAGAAAACUAUGAGAAGGAGAAAGAGGCCACCUUAUAA
This is a messenger RNA of Miscanthus lutarioriparius, 513 nucleotides long. The record is from the annotation of a GenBank genome assembly. NCBI's taxonomy places the organism in Eukaryota, Viridiplantae, Streptophyta, Magnoliopsida, Poales, Poaceae.